Molecule: messenger RNA, 1061 nt
Organism: Nerophis lumbriciformis (worm pipefish)
Lineage: Eukaryota; Metazoa; Chordata; Actinopteri; Syngnathiformes; Syngnathidae
Product: synaptogyrin-3-like
Cellular component (GO): neuromuscular junction; synaptic vesicle membrane
Source: RefSeq, a predicted model, not a curated record
UGAAGAGGAGGCUGCAUCCAGCUGCUUUGUGGCCGCCUCGUCUGCGUCUCUCCGCGGUCAAAGAACAGCAGCAGCACCGCUAACGCCGGCGGAGCGCAGGGCUGCUAGUCGGCGAUGGAGCCAGCGGCCGCCUUCGGUGCCGCCAAGGCCGGGAACAUCGCCUUCGACCCGGUGGCCUUCUUCACGCAUCCUCGGACCAUCUUGAGGCUUCUGUCGUGGGUGUUCUCCAUCGUGGUGUUCAGCUGCAUCGUCAACGAGGGCUACAUCAACAUCGGCAGCGAACGCCUGCUCUGCGUCUUCAACAACAACGCCGACGCCUGCAACUACGGCGUCACGGUGGGCGUGGCCUGCUUCCUGGGCAGCAUCUGCUUCCUGGUCCUGGACGCUUACUUCCCGUCCUUCAGCAGCCUGCGGGACAGACGACGCGCCGUUCUGCUGGACCUCGUCUUCUCCGGCCUGGCCUGCUUCCUGUGGUUCGUCGCCUUCUGCUUCCUGACCAAUCAGUGGCAGGCCACGUCUCCCGACGAGCUGCCGCUGUCGCAAGGCUCCGACGCCGCCCGAGCAACCAUCGCUUUCUGCUUCUUCUCCGUCCUCACGUGGGCGGUCCUGACACUGAGCGCGCUGCGCCGCUAUUUGUCCGGCUCCCACGCCAACCUGUUCACCUGGCAGCACCUGGACCCCGCCCCCGGCCACGCCCACGCCACGCCCUACCCCAUCGCCAAUGGCGCCACCAUCGUGACCACCAAGCCCUACCAGGCCCCGCCCUUCACCGAAACCCUGGACCCCCAGAAGCUCACGCAGCAGCACAGACCGGUGGCGCCCGCCUUCUAGAGACCGCGGCGAGGAGGGAGGGCUUAACCCGCCCUACCCCCGUUACCAUGGCAACCGCUGGCUCAACUUAGAUCGCUUUGUCCCUCCGUGUCUUCACGCGCGCACUCGCCGACGUUCAGGCACACAACUUUACUCUCACACACACACACACACACACACACACACACACACACACACACACACACACACACACACACACACACACACACACACACACACACACACACAAA